GCCACCCCUGGCAACCCCUUCGUGUAGAGCCCUGCUCUCCCUGGCUAACUCUGCUCCUGCUGACACUAUCCCCUUGGGGAUUACCUCGGCUUGAGUAAGCUGUAGCAGCCUGGGGAAGGGCAGCACUGUGCUUGAAGCAGGAUCUCACCGGUGAACCUCCUUCUGUUUGUGCCUCCACCUCCCACUUCUGCCCAGCACGAUAAGAGCCAGCCUGGUAUCAUGGACGAGUAUGUGCAGCAGCACCGUGUCUACCUUCCGAGGUCGGAGAGGACAAUGUCUGAGAAGAUCAAGAAGGCGCUCACAACUCACUGCAGCACCGUGAGGCAGCUGCUGGCAGAAGCACUGGGAACGUACAUCCUCAUGGUUUUUGGCUUGUCCUCUGUGGCACAAGUGGUAUUAGGAAAAGGAAACACUGGUCAGUAUCUGAGCAUCAAUAUGGCAUUUGGCAUUGGUGUUACUCUGGGAAUCCAUGCAGCUGGAGGAGUAUCUGGAGGUCAUCUGAAUGCUGCUAUCACCAUUAUGGAGUUCAUUUUAGGAAACCUCAACUGGAAGAAGCUCAUAGCUUAUCUGAUCGGCCAGUUCCUGGGCUCCUUUAUGGCAGCAGCCACCGUCUUUGGCAUCUACUAUGAUGCUCUGUACGACUACACCAAAGGGAACUUCACAGUGACAGGACCAAUUGCCACUGCAGGGAUCUUCGCCACGUACCCUGCUCCCAAUGUAUCCUUGCUGGGAGCCUUCUUUACAGAGUUCACAGCGACAGUUAUGCUGGUCCUGGGCGUUCAGGUCAUCCACGAUGAGAAAAACAAUGCAGCCCUGAAAGGCACUCAGGCCCUGAUCACCGGUAUCCUGGUCCUGGGCAUCGGCCUGGGAAUGGGGAUGAACACAGGAUAUGCCAUAAACCCUUCCCGGGACCUGCCCCCCAGGAUCUUCACAGCAAUUGCUGGCUGGGGAACAGAGGUCUUCACGGCUGGACGUAACUGGUGGUGGGUCCCAGUCACAGCUCCAGUUCUGGGAAGUCUUAUUGGUGUUUUAAUCUACAAACUCUUCAUUGACUUUCACAACCAACCUGAUGAGGAUAUUGAAAAUAAGAAAGAACAGAGAGGUGUGGAGACUUCCAAGCUGUGACGGCCACGUGCUUCGAUGACACAUAGGAGGAGCGCACGGUUUGUCCAACAUGCAGAUGAGGGACUAGUCUUCAGUAAACUCACUCUGCUUAACAAGACAAA
Neopelma chrysocephalum (saffron-crested tyrant-manakin) is the source of this 1226-nucleotide messenger RNA. RefSeq names its product aquaporin-7-like. Bases 220 to 1125 code for a protein of 301 amino acids. The record is from RefSeq and is a predicted model, not a curated record. Gene Ontology annotation, biological process: water transport; glycerol transmembrane transport. Gene Ontology annotation, molecular function: glycerol channel activity; water channel activity; urea transmembrane transporter activity. The transcript is spliced from 7 exons. Lineage: Eukaryota; Metazoa; Chordata; Aves; Passeriformes; Pipridae. Gene Ontology annotation, cellular component: basolateral plasma membrane; plasma membrane.